CACUUGGUACGUUUUAAGGAAGUUAGUCGAAAGGGAGAAACAGAAACGCACCCAAGGGAAAGUUCGGUAGUAUUGUUUAUCUUCGGGAGAGAAGACAGCUCGUUCAAAAUGUCUGGAUUUGUCAACAAUCCCUUUGUUGACCCAGUGGACGUCAAUCCUUUCCAGGAUCCUGCAGUAACCCAAGCGACUAGCACUGGCGUAGACAACAUCGAGGAAUUCAAUCCCUUCUCUGAUACCACAGCAGCGGUCCACCAAGAUGGGACCACGAUUCCUGCAACCGUACCCUCCUCCCAGCCUGCUGUGCUGCAGCCGUCAGUGGAGCCCAGUCCACAGGCCACUGCGGCCGUCGCCCAGGCCAACCUGCUGCGGCAGCAGGAGGAGCUGGAGAGGAAAGCGGCCGAGCUGGACCGUAAGGAGCAGGAGCUCCAGAGCAGGGGGGCCUCCACAGGAAGAGAAAAUAAUUGGCCACCUCUUCCCAAGAGCUUUCCAAUAAAGCCUUGCUUCUACCAGGAUUUCUCUGAGGAAAUUCCCCUCGAAUAUCAAAAAGUUUGCAAGAUGAUGUACUACCUAUGGAUGUUUAACUGUGUGACUCUGUUCCUGAAUGUCCUGGCUUGUCUGGCCUAUUUCACUGUGGACCCGGCUUAUGGUGUGGACUUUGGCCUGGCCAUCUUGUGGUUCAUCCUGUUUUCCCCCUGCUCUUUCCUGUGUUGGUACAGGCCGGUCUACAAAGCCUUCAAGUCUGACAGCUCCUUCAGUUUCUUCUUCUUCUUCUUCGUCUUUUUCAUCCAAGUGGUGGUGUUCAUCAUCCAAAGCGUGGGCAUCCCAAAGUGGGGAAACAGUGGCUGGAUAUCUGCCAUUUCAGUAAUCGGAACAAACAUCGCUGUUGCUGUUGUCAUGAUGGUGGUGGCAGGCCUCUUCACAAUCUGUGCUGUACUGUCCGUCAUCUUACUUAAAAUGGUGCACUCCAUGUACCGGCGGACAGGCGCCAGCUUCCAGAAGGCCCAGCAGGAGUUCUCUCAGGGUGUCCUCACUAACAGAAGCUUCCAGACUGCUGCGUCUACCGCUGCCUCCUCCGCCGCCCAAGGAGCGUUCCAGAGGAACUAGAGAACCCCCCUCCCCCAGUUCCUCCAACCCUGACCCCCUCUGACUCGUCACCCUUUCCCUCGUGACCAUGCACCAUCCUGGAACUUCAGUCUGUUCACCAUAAGGCAACGCUCCAGUCACUUUGACAAGGUUUGAGUUUUAAAAAAAUAGGAGCUGCGGCCAAUGAAUAGCAGAGGCACUGAAACUGGAGCGUUGAAAUGACCCUUGCUGUAUUGGGGAGCUGAAGGUAUGGAGUCAGCUGCAGUGGGCUGCAGUAAGUACAGGUACAAUACGUUGGGGGUGUGUUUAUUUUUGAAGUUUUCAUUUUUAUCUUACUUAUGUAAUAUGGAGGACAUGAAGGUUUCUGUUGCUUCCCCCCACUUUUUUUGUAUUUUCUUUUGAUAGUUUUCCAAUAUUUCUCUCCUCAGUAACUACUCUAAGUUAAGUUUGAAUGGAACUGAGGUUGGACUGUGGCAUCCCAGUGCUGAGAUGUUAUAGUGAGGAGACUUUGGCUCAAAAGAAGUUGAUAUUGGCACUGAAUAGAAAAUGUUUCCACUCUGUCUUGAAUGCAUGCUACCCUUUUUAUUUUACAAUAGCAGGUCACAUCACUGCUAAUUAAUUUACAGGCCACCCCUUCGCAAAUCAUAAAUAUAAUUUCUUUAUUUGUGAUAGUCCAUGGUGUGAAUUUGGCCAUCGUUGGCAUUUUUUUUUUUUUUUUCUUUUAAUAUAAUAUAUGUCCUAUGUCUGUACUAUUGGGAUCUGGUUACCCUUUUGACUGAGCCUUCUGGAACAUCUGUGGGUGUGGCCAGGAGCGGUCGGUAAGAUUUGUUUUGGGUUAUGGGCCUGGCAGCAGCUCUGCAUGGCUGUAGUGCUGGGAAUAGGAGGGCUAGCAAAGGGGGGCUAGUAAACGCCUCAGCUCUGCCUCUCUGUUGCAUCUCUUAACUCUACCAGCUUUGGGAGUGAGAAAUCCUGACCAGGCCUGAAAGAUCUGGGACAUAUCUGGAGGCGGGGGAGAACUGUCUAUCAAAAACCAACUCUAUGUAACUGUAAAUAACAGCCUGUUAUUUACAGUCACUGAAUUACAUGUUAAUAUAUUGAACAAAAAGACAUGACAAGGGAUGCAUUGUGUAGACAAAGCCAGUAGAACUGGAGGAUCAAAUGAAUCAAGCCCUGGUUUGACUGUAUAAAUUUAUUUGAGGGGGUUAGUGCCUUUUUAAUAGAAAUAAAUAUAGAUUGAGGGUGAGAACAAUAUAAUAAAUUUCGUCUGAGAUCUCCUCAGUGGGUGUAUAGUGAAUCUUUUAGAGGACCUGAUGUCCUUUUGAAAAUCUUGGCAACCUGGAUAAGAUCCAUUAUAUCCAUAUUUCACCUAAUUGUAAAUGUAUUUAUGCCACUCCAUGAGCUAAUUAAUUUAUAUUAGACUUUCAAUUCACGUUAACUUGCUGUUGCACCAUCAUAAAAUACUUCAUAUUGAAUGUAUAUGGAGUAUGAGAAGCAGAUCAGUUACAUUUCCUAUACAUUCAAUUCUGUACUUACAAAUUAUGAUGUACUAUAUUCAUGGAUUCCAGUACUGUUGGCAUGGGUACAUGAAAAAUUGUGACCUUGCUUGUGAAUUCAAACUUUUCUGCUUUACUUGUAUCAGUUUGAUUCCUUGUUGCAAAGUGUUGGUAUUUACUUGAUUUCGUAACGGCCUUUAAAUAUAUUUUAAAUGUAUAUUGGUACUUUUUGAUUAGGAACAUGUCAUCUCAAUUAAAGAAAUACUCUGAAGGGAAAUGAUAUAGGUAAUAUAGAAAGUUUAGGUACACCUAGUCUAGGCUUAUGAUUUAAAAAGCAAGUGAUUUUAGUUCAGAUAAAACUAACAAAUGUGUUAGUACUCCAAUGCCCUGUUUUUUGCUAAAUUUUCAUUUGUAAAAUUGUCAUCAUCAUAGCAAUGUCAAGAGUUCACAAUGCUGAUGACCAUUAUCAGUGGUAGUGGAGUGAAUAUUUCUUGCUUAUAUCAAAUUCUGUGGUUACAAAGCUUUUUAUUAAAUUUCUGUUUUCCCUCACAAUCAUUUCAAGGUCUGUUUUUACCCUUGUAUUCUUCAGCUUGUUAUUGUCUUAUCUUCAGUAGGAUUGUGUAUAUAUACAUCCCCAAAACAGUCCAGAGUAAUUAUAGUAAUUGACUUUCAAAAUUAAAAAUUCUUUUUAAAAAAACUGGAAGACUAAGAUUGAUGUAUGGCCCAGUGUUAAUGCUUUACAGAUGACAAAAUCUAUGUCACAGAGGUUACAUUUAAUCCUUGCAUGUUGGUGUGUUAAAUGGUGUACCAUCAAUCAACUGUCCUUGCUUGCCUCCUUAAAUGCUUUAAAAAUAAAUUGUCAUGUUUUAGAGGGAAAUUAAAUAAUGUGAAUCAAAGAAUAGUGUCAGCUGUAUUAGUACUGCCAGUGUGCAAAGACCAGAGCCAUACCUGGAAUUUUCAUUCCAGAUUAUGAACAUUGACAUCAAAUAUAUUCUUUUUCACAAUGAUUGGCAUGUAUUGGUUUGGGUGUAUAUUUCUCGCAGAUAUCAAAGCGUUAAUUACUAUGAUUGAAUUAAUUGCUAUGCUGCCUUUAAAAGAAGAUUUUUUAAAAUGUUAUCCAAAAGUAAGAGCAAGUAUGAUUUUCUUUUACAAGGCCCAAAUCGAUCCCAUUCCUUACAAUAUAAGCUUCUAUGUUAUGUUUUUUUUUUUUGUUGUAUUUUUUAGUUUGGGAUUUUAUGGAAGAAAUGUCCCUUGAGAUUACAACUCAAACUUUAAUUCAAGGACCACAGCAAAUAUAGAAAUUGGCCAGCUUGAUUUCGACAGGAAUUAAUGGGAGUUAUGAAUAGAUGCAUGUAAUGUUGUGUACAUUGACUUUGUCUUUUCGGAGGGUGAAACUUGGAGAUUUGGACGGUAGCCUAUUUCAUUUUUCGAGCUGUAAAUGGACUGUUUUUAAACGAUUUUCUAUUGUUUUUCAUGUAUACAGUUGUAAAUGUAAUGCCUAAGAAAUAAACGUUUUUGGUCAAAUACAA
Molecule: messenger RNA, 4105 nt
Organism: Anguilla rostrata (American eel)
Lineage: Eukaryota; Metazoa; Chordata; Actinopteri; Anguilliformes; Anguillidae
Product: secretory carrier-associated membrane protein 2-like
Exons: 9
Coding region: 109-1104 (331 amino acids)
Biological process (GO): protein transport
Cellular component (GO): recycling endosome membrane; trans-Golgi network membrane
Source: RefSeq, a predicted model, not a curated record